ACUACUUUUGUGGUUUCGCAUAUCGCAAACGAGUGUGUUUAUAUUAUAUUUUCAAUUUUUUGUUUUGUGAUCAAUGGAAAAAAAGUGCAAACUUUGUUUUAGAAGUUUCUCUAAUGGAAGAGCAUUGGGUGGACAUAUGAGAUCACACGUGAUGAACCUACCAAUUCCUCCAAAACCAAAAGGGUCACCACCACCAACGAUCCAACUCAGUUUCGAAGCCGAGUCAGCUUCAUCUCCUUCAUCAUCUUCUUCCUAUGGCCUAAGAGAUAAACCAAAGAGAAGCUUUCUAUUCACAGAUCCCAAUCAAUUCAUCGAGUCGAGUUCCGAAAUUCUCCAAGACAGAGAGAGCGAAACCGAGUCGUCAAAAAAUCCAACUCGGCCACGAUCCAAACGAGUCAAGAAACUCGACACCGUGAAACCGAAUGAGUCGGUACUGAGUUCCGCUUCGGAUAUAACCACUGAAGAAGACAUCGCUUUAUGUCUCAUGUUGUUGUCUCGUGACAGUAACAACAAUUGGAAAACAAAACCACAAACACAACCAAAGCAUCAAGAAUACGAAGAAGAAAAACAAAAAAGUGAUGAAAAUGAAGACGAAGAAGAAGAAAGUGAAGCUGAACCUGAGGAAAUUAAACCAUUUAAGGCGAAAAAUACGAAGAAAUUACGAGCAAGGUAUAAAUGUGACACGUGUAAUAAAAUGUUUCGUUCAUAUCAAGCACUUGGUGGGCACAGAGCAAGUCACAAGAAAAUUAAGUUGAUUAAUGAUGAAAUUGGUGUUGAUUCAGAAGAAGAGAAAAUUAAUAUUAAUAAUAUUAAUGGUGAAAGUAAAAUUCAUGAAUGUCCAGUUUGUUACAGAGUUUUUAAUUCAGGUCAAGCACUUGGUGGACAUAAGAGAACACAUGGUAUUGUUGGAUCAACAACAAUAGCGACGGUUACAACAAACUCUGAGGUACGAAGUUCCGUGAAGUUUGGAAACAGUUUCAUAGAUCUAAAUCUUCCUGCUCCUACGGAUGAUGAUGAUGAUGAUGUUAGCCAAAUUGAAGGUUCUGCUGUUUCCGAUGCAGAAUUUGUCUAACCUCGUUAACAACUCAAGGUUGAAAAAAAAAUAGAAAAUUUCCUUUUGUUUUAGAGUUUAGUUUUUGUGGUUAAGCUAUGAUGGAUCCAAAGGUACAAAAUUUUGGUUCUGUUUUUUUUUUUUUUUCCUUUUCUUUUCUUAUAAUUUUAGAUUUGAUAAUUGCUCAACUCAUCCAAUUGAGUUAUAUGGUUACUCCAUAGUUCAUACUUUUUUAUUUAUAUAAUAAUUUUAUAUUAUAAUAAAGUUUCUUAGAUUCUAACUGUAA
Cicer arietinum (chickpea) is the source of this 1337-nucleotide messenger RNA. Its product is annotated as zinc finger protein ZAT9-like. Gene Ontology annotation, biological process: regulation of DNA-templated transcription. NCBI's taxonomy places the organism in Eukaryota, Viridiplantae, Streptophyta, Magnoliopsida, Fabales, Fabaceae. The record is from RefSeq and is a predicted model, not a curated record.